Molecule: messenger RNA, 402 nt
Organism: Scheffersomyces amazonensis
Lineage: Eukaryota; Fungi; Ascomycota; Pichiomycetes; Serinales; Debaryomycetaceae
Exons: 1
Coding region: 1-402 (133 amino acids)
Source: RefSeq, a predicted model, not a curated record
AUGAUACCAAGUUGGGUGGUCCUACUUUGUACUUUACUAGUUAUUAGAUUUGUUAUGUGCUAUAUAGUAGGAGAUGAGGUUAUCUGCAAGUUAUACUUAUGUGACUGCAUUAAUAUCUUUAAUAUAUUUAGGUACUUAGUAACAGAAACAUUAGUAAAAGGAAAAUUCUCAUGGGCUUUUUACUACUUAAUCCGUCUACAUAUUAACAGCGGUGAUGAAACUGCAAGAGUGGUUUUAUCGACAGUUACAGGCACAAAAUCAUUAACUGAUGUAGUUUAUUACUGUUAUAAGACUAAGAAGGGACUUGAGGAAGGCAAUGACUGCGCGUGGAGUACCUUGAGUUUGGCGAUGGGCAUGGGUAUGGCGGUUUACAGUUACCAAACAGUGGGAUCUUUUUAUUAG